AUGGAUAUAUGGUCAUGGAUAUGUGAACUUCCCAACUCGGACGAGUGGAGUGAGUCAAACUCACCUCAAACUUUCCUACUUGCAGCUUCCAAACCUACCCUACUCAAGAACAAUUCAGUGCAAACUAUUGAACUCAGAGCAGAGCGAAAAUUUGGAUCUGAGUCGGAAUCGUUCCUCACUUUCUCUAUACGCUUUCUCGAGUCUAACUCUUCUAGUGCAGGAGAGAUAGUCAUCUGGGCUUCUGAUAUUUGUCCCUUGGCUUCAGACAAGCCAUUCUUGCCUCUAAUACUCCAACUCCUUCAAGAGAUCGUAUCCCGUUCCCCCACCGCACAUGAUAGCACUUGCCCUCGUUCACAGCUCCGAAAGCUAAAACCCGAGCCAGUUUCAUGGAUUCUAGACUCUCACUCACCGGAAUCUUUCUCGAAUUUCUUCAACUUCAUCUUCCUUGCCCACCUUUUCUGGCUAUGUGCAUGCGAUGCACCAUCAGAGGUUGGCUCCCUGUAUUUCCAUUCAUUGCUUGCUCCAAACCUCGAAACUUUCUCACGUAAAGCCGGUCCUGUUCUUCGUAAUUUCUUCGUUACUGUAGGAACCGACGUGGAAAUUUGCUUCAUGCGUACUUUUGGAUACAUAGCAGCAAAAUGGUUGGUUUCAAGUGAUUUUGAGGUUGGAUUACAGUCUUUGGCCCCAUUGCCAUCUCAUAAUCUUGGAUUUUCAUAUGCCAUGGAGUCUCAUGGGCUCUGGAUUCUGAAAGGCUACUCUCCGGUGAAAUCCAUGCAGUUGCAAUGCAGUAAAAAUGGACGUAAAAAUCAGUUCCCAGCUAUUAUUGAAGCCAAAGAAUCUGUGCUGAAGUAUGCACUAGCACACCAGCAGCUUGAGGCUGUGAUUCAAUUGGAAUAUACAGUCGGAUUCAGCGACGGAUUUAUCCAAGUGAAGGCACGUGUCGACAACCUGCGCUUUCAUGUGGUGAAACUAGGAUUUAAGAAAAAUGAUCAGGAUGGUGAUUGGAUGGAAGAGAAGUAUUUUCCAUCAAGAGUCCGGGUUUGGGUUGGGCCAGAAGUGGGUGCAAGCUAUGUGGGCGGGCUAAGCUUGGGCCGGUCAACUGACAAAAUGGAAAGAGACGUGGAAAUGCAAAAGAGUUUGAAGGGUACUUACGGAAAAUCAAAAGUUCCAACGGUGAAGACGAUGGCAACUAUGGCAUCAAGGACAAAAAUGAGAAAUUGGAGGUGGGACCAAGAUGUGGAAGGAAAUGCAGCUACAUUUGAUGCAAUUUUAUGCGACAACACCACGGGAGUCGAAAUUGCCUCGUGGAAGCCAUCGAAUGGUGGUGGCGUUCAAUUUCGAAAACGUUACACCGGAGGCAGCCGGGCGUUCACUAAAACUGGUGGUUUGAUUUUCUCGGGCGAGGAAUAUAAGGAGGGUGUUGGGUGGAGAUUGAACAAGGAGAUGGAGGGCAGCGUGUUGAAAUGGAGACUAGGAGCACAAGUAUGGCUGACCUACUUGCCUAAUGACAUAAAUAGUUCAUAUUAUGAGACGCGGUGUAUUGAGUGGUGCGACGAGGUUGAUUUGCCCUUGAUACCUAGCAAAUGCUAG
Fraxinus pennsylvanica is the source of this 1590-nucleotide messenger RNA. Lineage: Eukaryota; Viridiplantae; Streptophyta; Magnoliopsida; Lamiales; Oleaceae. The record is from the annotation of a GenBank genome assembly.